UUAAAUUCAAGAUUGAGAUUUUAAAUGCCGAAUGGAGAAACUGUCAUAAUGCAUUCUCACAAUGUCAGUUUUUUCCAAUAUCGUGCAGCCCUAGUUCAAACUGUUGACGGCUAUGAAAAGAGAAGAAAUAACAAUAUUAUUUUGACAUGUCAUAGUAAGAAAAACACAAUUGUAAAUAAGUGAAAAUAAAUCCAACCAUUGUAUAUAAUCAGUAAAAACUGUUUUAAAAAAGUGUGCUGAGAAAAAGGUCUAUUAAAAGUCUGUGGCUGAAACCAAACUGUCCUUUCAGUUUUGUGUCAUAUGGGUAACAUUAUCAGCUAAAAUCGUAAUCAUACCAAAGAUUGUUGUAGGUCUACUCAGUGAAACAAGUUGUUAAGAUGACGAGGUAUUGUAGGCUUCUUGUCGACAUAGUCCUGCCCUUUGUGUGUGACCUUCAUCUUGACACCCAAAGCACUGUCCCACAGCAUGUUUCCCAUCUCUAGAAAAAAUGUGUCAGCAUGUGUUAUGUGCGGAAAAAGGGAAACAUCUUUAGUGUAGUUUUGUUGUGUUUUCCAUGCUACAGCAUCUCAAUAUUCGGAAGGCCCAAGAAAUAUACUAUCUGACAAUGCAAAGGUGCAGAGAAACGAUGGAGAGGAAAAACACAGCAGAAAUGAAUCAGUGUAAGAGGAAGGUGAGGGUGUGCGUAGCAACAUGCAACAGAGCGGACUACUCCAAGCUGGCCCCCAUCAUGUUUGGGAUCAAAAACAACCCUGAGGAGUUUGAACUGGAGGUUGUAGUCCUGGGCUCUCAUCUCAUCGAUGAUUACGGAAACACUUUCCGUAUGAUCGAGCAGGACGACUUUGACAUCGGCUCCAAGCUCCACACCAUAGUGAGAGGAGAGGAUGAGGCAGCCAUGGUGGAGAGUGUCGGGCUGGCACUUGUGAAGCUCCCCGAUGUGCUACAGAGGCUGAGCCCUGACAUCCUGGUCAUCCAUGGCGACCGCUUUGACGCGCUGGCCCUUGCAACCGCUGCGGCGCUGAUGAACAUUAGGAUACUUCACGUGGAGGGAGGAGAGGUGAGUGGUACAAUUGAUGACUCAAUCCGUCACGCCAUCACUAAACUGGCCCAUUACCACGCCUGCUGCACACGCAGGGCAGAGCAGCACCUCAUUGCCAUGUGUGAGGACCACUCUCGCAUCCUGCUGGCUGGCUGCCCUUCCUACGAUAAGCUGCUGUCAAAUAAUCACAGAGACGACUACAUGGAUAUCAUCAGGAGCUGGCUCGGGGACAAGGUGCAGGAGUCAGACUACAUAGUGGCUCUGCAGCACCCGGUUACCACUGACAUCCAGAACUCUAUUAAGAUCUACGGGCUGAUGCUGGACGCCCUGAUAUCGUUCAACAAAAAGACCCUCAUCCUCUUCCCUAACAUUGAUGCCGGAAGUAAGGAGAUGGUGCGUGUGAUGCGAAAGAAGGGCAUUGAGCAGCACCCUAACUUCAAGGCGGUGAAGCACAUUCCCUUCGACCAUUUCAUCCAGUUGGUGAGCCACGCCGGCUGCAUGAUCGGGAACAGCAGCUGCGGGGUACGAGAGGCAGGGGCCUUCGGCACGCCGGUCAUUAACCUGGGAUCAAGGCAAACUGGCAGAGAAACAGGUGAGAAUGUUCUUCAUGUCAGAGAUGCCGACACUCAAGAUAAGAUCUACCAUGCUUUGGAGCUGCAGUUUGGAAAGAGAUACCCCUGCUCCAAGAUUUACGGUGAUGGCAAUGCAGUUCCUCGUAUUCUCAAGUUUUUACGGACCAUUGACUUAAAUGAGCCCCUCCAGAAGACUUUCUGUUUUCCUUCGGUGAAAGAAUGCAUUUCCCAGGACAUCGAUCACAUCCUGGAGACCCAGAGCGCUCUGGCUGUAGACCUGGGUGGGACCAACCUCAGGGUGGCCAUCGUCGGGAUGAGGGGUAAGAUUGUAAAGAAGUACACUCAGCCCAAUCCAAAGACCUUCGAGGCCAGGAUGCAGCUCAUGUUGAAGAUGUGUGCAGAUGCCACGCGGGAUGCCGUCAGCUUAAACUGUAGAAUACUCGGUGUUGGAGUGUCCACUGGCGGGCGUGUAAACCCACAAGAAGGCGUGGUGCUGCACUCCACAAAGCUGAUCCAGGAGUGGUCCUCAGUCGACCUGAGGACACCGCUCUCUGACGCCCUGCACCUGCCUGUGUGGGUGGACAAUGACGGCAACUGUGCUGCGUUGGCGGAGAAGAAAUUUGGUCACGGAAAGGGUGUGGAGAACUUCGUCACCGUCAUCACAGGAACAGGUAUUGGUGGAGGCAUCAUCCAAAACAACGAGCUGAUUCACGGCACUACCUUCUGCGCUGCCGAGCUGGGCCACAUCAUAGUUUCAUUAGAGGGACCAGAGUGUUCCUGUGGCAGUAGAGGAUGCAUCGAGGCCUACGCGUCGGGCAACGCUCUGCAGAGAGAGGCCAAAAGGCUACAUGACGAGGACCUGCUGAAGGUGGAGGGGCUGAAUAUAAAGCAAGCGGAGCCGAUCACUGCUAUCCACCUCAUCAAUGCAGCCAGACUGGGGAAUAACAGCGCUGACGCUGUUCUGAACAAAGCCUCCACAGCUUUAGGCAUGGGCAUCGUGAACAUCCUCCACAUAGUGAACCCCACGCUGGUGAUUCUAUCUGGAGUUUUGGCCUCUUACUACCUUGCCCCGGUGCAGCGCAUCAUUUCCGAGAGAGCGCUCCAAUCUGCCCAGAACAUCAAGGUCCUCACAUCAGAGCUGGAGGAACCUGCUUUACUUGGAGCAGCUAGCAUGGUGUUAGACUAUACGACCAGGAGAUUACUUUGAAGGAUAUGGUCCUAAUUUACCAAGGAUCGCAACCAACAGGAGGACUGCAAAACUGAAAGAAAUUCAUGAACUGCCUUGAUGAAGUUUUGCCUGCAAAAAUAGAAAUUCUCGAGCCUGUGAAAAAAAUAACUUCACAAUCAGCCUAGAUGUUGGCCAAAUCAGUCUUGAUACGUCAUGUGUUAAGUACAUCUAUUGCACGAACCAGAAACUCCUUUUGUAUCUACAUAGGCAAGGUUAAAUGAAGGGGCUUUUCUUUUUAGCAAUCAAGCAUCAGCUUUUUGGUAAACAGCAAAGUCAUCUUCAAUACAGAAUUACCCAUUCUGGGAAAGACUUGUACUGUGAAGUGGGUAGAUGGAAAAGUCUAUCAUUAUAGAAAGCGUGUAUCAGAUGUGUCCAAAAUAUUGCUGAAACAUUCUCCUGCAGCUUCCUCUCAAUUCUCCUUGAUUGCUUGCCAUCUCACGUUUUUUAUAAAUCGGUUGGAGUUUUCACUUUAAAUAUGAUCGGUAUUUAAGAGAAGGGUUGUAGUCAAGUUGAUGUUACAUUUCCAUGUUUUAUUACAUAUUAUCAUUUUGGGGAAAUCAAGUAUUUAAAGAUGGUGGUUGAAGGCUUACAGGUUAAGAAAUGGUUAAUGAAAAAUUGGUUGGAAUACUGUAAUAAACUGUUAGGUAUCAACUGCUAUAAAAGCUGCUACAGAAUGAUAUUUCCUGAAUCAGGUGAAGUUUUAUAUACUUUUCAUGAUCACUGACCUAAUGAAGAUUUUCACAGAUUUUGAAGUUUUCCAUGCCUUUUAGAAGAUAAUAUAUUUUAUUGCAAAAAUGUUUGCGUUUGUAUGUUAUAACAUAUGUGUUGUGCAUUACAUGCUGAUUUAAAUGUAUUUGUGAUUUUCUUUGAGUUAAUGCCCUAACAAAAGUACUAUUUAAUUUUACAUUUUUAAGUAAAGUAUCAUUUAAAAUAAUGACAAGACUAGAUUUAUGAUGUAUGGGCAAUAAUAAUAAUACAUUUUAUUUAUAUAGCGCUUUUCCUGGUUCUCAAAGCACUUUGCAAGCAAGUAAAGAAAAAUAACAAUGAAUAUGAUUAUCUGGUGGGCCAGUAAAGCAGUUGAUGCUAAAAAACAGUGCUUUACCUUUUAAAAGUUACUUAAACAUUGCUCAAUGUUCUAUCAUAUGAGGCUCCAGGAUAUAAACUUAACACAAAAAGUAAGGACAU
Molecule: messenger RNA, 4021 nt
Organism: Gymnodraco acuticeps
Lineage: Eukaryota; Metazoa; Chordata; Actinopteri; Perciformes; Bathydraconidae
Gene: gne
Product: glucosamine (UDP-N-acetyl)-2-epimerase/N-acetylmannosamine kinase
Exons: 14
Coding region: 554-2815 (753 amino acids)
Biological process (GO): UDP-N-acetylglucosamine metabolic process
Molecular function (GO): UDP-N-acetylglucosamine 2-epimerase activity; N-acylmannosamine kinase activity; hydrolase activity, hydrolyzing O-glycosyl compounds
Source: RefSeq, a predicted model, not a curated record